This is a messenger RNA of Nomascus leucogenys (northern white-cheeked gibbon), 2530 nucleotides long. RefSeq names its product SH3 domain containing ring finger 2 (gene SH3RF2). Lineage: Eukaryota; Metazoa; Chordata; Mammalia; Primates; Hylobatidae. Gene Ontology annotation, molecular function: protein phosphatase 1 binding; ubiquitin protein ligase activity. Gene Ontology annotation, biological process: positive regulation of JNK cascade; negative regulation of apoptotic process; positive regulation of proteasomal ubiquitin-dependent protein catabolic process. Gene Ontology annotation, cellular component: nucleoplasm. The record is from RefSeq and is a predicted model, not a curated record.
CAAAGCGGUGGCAGCAGCGGCGCUUGGGGGAAAGGAAGCCUGUUGGUGGGAGCAGCGCACCCCUGCUGCGCGGAGGAGGGGGCUGAGCUGAAUUCAGCAGAAGUUACACGCACAAGGCAAGAAUUCUGACGUUCUCAAGAGACCAGCUCUGCCCCCGUGGCUCAACUGACCCUACCAUGUGGACGCUGCCCCUCCAGGUGGGAACUGGAGUGUUGAAAUAAAAUGGAUGAUUUGACAUUACUUGAUCUUCUGGAGUGCCCUGUGUGCUUUGAGAAGCUCGAUGUCACAGCCAAAGUCCUCCCUUGCCAGCACACCUUCUGCAAACCAUGUCUACAGCGGGUUUUCAAGGCCCACAAAGAGCUGCGGUGCCCCGAAUGUAGGACGCCCGUGUUUUCCAACAUCGAGGCGCUGCCGGCCAACCUGCUGCUCGUGCGCCUUCUGGAUGGAGUGCGCUCAGGGCAGAGCUCCGGGAGAGGGGGCUCCUUCCGCAGGCCUGGCACGAUGACCUUGCAGGAUGGCAGGAAAAGCAGGACCAACCCCAGACGUCUGCAGGCCAGUCCUUUCCGGCUAGUGCCUAAUAUCAGAAUCCACAUGGAUGGGGUGCCUCGAGCAAAGGCCUUAUGCAACUACAGAGGGCAGAAUCCUGGUGACCUAAGGUUUAAUAAGGGAGAUGUCAUCCUUCUCCGGAGACAGCUUGAUGAGAAUUGGUACCAGGGGGAAAUCAAUGGCAACAGCGGGAACUUCCCAGCCAGCUCCGUGGAAGUCAUCAAGCAGCUGCCCCAGCCACCCCCGCUCUGCAGGGCCCUCUAUAACUUCGACCUACGAGGCAAGGGCAAGAGUGAGAACCAGGAUUGCCUGACCUUCCUCAAGGACGAUAUCAUCACUGUGAUCAGCCGAGUGGAUGAGAACUGGGCAGAAGGCAAGUUAGGAGAUAAAGUAGGCAUCUUCCCUAUCUUGUUUGUAGAGCCAAACCUCACUGCAAGACACCUUCUAGAGAAGAACAAAGGUCGCCAGUCAUCCCGCACAAAAAACCUGUCCCUGGUGCCCUCAUCCUCCAGAAGCAACACGUCUACCCUCCGUAGGGGCCCAGGGUCCAGGAGGAAGGGGCCUGGGCAGUUUUCCAUCACAACAGCCUUGAACACUCUCAACCGGAUGGUCCAUUCUCCUUCGGGGCGCCAUAUGGUAGAGAUCAGCACCCCAGUGCUCAUCAGCUCCAGCAACCCCUCUGUGAUCACCCAGCCCAUGGAGAAAGCAGAUGUUCCUUCCAGCUCGGCGGGACAGGUCAGCACUUAUCACCCCGCACCUGUCUCUCCAGGACAUUCCACAGCCGUGGUCAGUCUGCCUGGCUCCCAGCAACACCUCUCAGCGAACAUGUUUGUAGCCCUGCACUCCUACUCAGCCCGUGGACCCGAUGAGCUGGACCUGCAAAAGGGAGAAGGCAUCAGGGUCCUGGGGAAGUGCCAGGACGGCUGGCUCAGGGGCGUCUCCUUGGUCACCGGGCGAGUUGGCAUCUUCCCAAACAAUUACGUCAUCCCCAUUUUCAGAAAGACCUCUAGUUUUCCAGACUCCCGGAGCCCUGGUCUCUAUGCCACAUGGACGUUAUCCACCUCCUCUGUGUCCUCCCAAGGCAGCAUUUCAGAAGGUGAUCCACGGCAAAGCCGUCCCUUCAAAUCCGUCUUUGUGCCCACUGCCAUAGUCAACCCUGUGAGAAGCACAGCCGGCCCUGGGACUUUAGGACAAGGGUCUCUUCGGAAGGGGCGGAGCAGCAUGAGAAAGAAUGGAUCCCUGCAGAGACCCCUCCAGUCCGGGAUCCCCACUCUCGUGGUAGGCUCCCUCAGACGCAGCCCCACCAUGGUCGUUCGGCCUCAGCAGUUCCAAUUCUACCAGCCACAGGGGGUCCCCUCCUCCCCCUCGGCCAUGGUGGUGGAGAUGGGGUCCAAGCCUGCCCUCACGGGGGAGCCCGCCCUCACGUGCAUCAGCAGGGGCAGUGAGGCCCGGAUCCACUCCGCAGCCAGCUCCCUCAUCAUGGAAGACAAAGAAAUCCCCAUCAAGAGUGAGCCUCUGCCAAAACCGCCCGUGUCUGCCCCACCAUCCAUCCUGGUGAAACCAGAAAACUCAAGAAAUGGCAUCGAAAAGCAAGUCAAAACCGUGAGAUUUCAGAAUUACAGCCCUCCUCCCACCAAACAUUGCACCUCCCAUCCCACCUCCGGAAAGCCUGAACAGCCAGCCACCCUCAAGGCAUCCCAGCCUGAAGCAGCAUCCUUGGGCCCAGAGAUGACCAUCCUAUUUGCCCACCGAAGCGGCUGCCACUCCGGACAGCAGACAGAUCUCCGGAGAAAGUCAGCUCUUGGCAAGGCCACAACCCUGGUGUCCACUGCCUCAGCCACGCAGACCGUGUUUCCCAGCAAAUGAACCUACGGGUGGCUUUUCCUAGACCCCAAAGAGAGCCUGCCUUGGUCAUCUUCCCAGGAGGAGCUCAUGACAACUGGGAUGCAGAAGAGAGCAAACGAUCUGCCAGGAUGGAAACUGC